Coregonus sp. 'balchen' is the source of this 16893-nucleotide messenger RNA. The record is from the annotation of a GenBank genome assembly. Lineage: Eukaryota; Metazoa; Chordata; Actinopteri; Salmoniformes; Salmonidae.
UUGAGUAGUGAUCGGCGGGAUGAGCAGACUCUGAGGAAAAAGGAGACAGAGGAGUGAGUGUUCACCGUGGAAGAGCCCCUCAUCACUCUCCCCCCUGACAGCUGCACCAAUGUUCUCUCCCGACCAGGAAAACAUCUCCACCACCCCAGCCUCCACCAAAGUGCCAGCCAAAUACGGAGAGCUCAUUGUUCUGGGGUAAGAGGGGGGUUAAUUGCAUUUUGUUGCUUACAAUCCUGUCUCGGAGCUCUACAGACAAUUCUUUCAACCUCAUGGCUUGGUUUUUUCUCUGACAUGCACUGUCAACUGUGGGACCUUAUAUAGACAGGUGUGUGCCUUUCCAAAUCAUGUCCAAUCAAUUGAAUUUACCACAGGUGGACUCCAAUCAAGUUGUAGAAACAUCUCAAGAUGCACAUGAGCUCAAUUUCGAGUCUAAUAGCAAAGGGUCUGAAUACCUAUGUAAAUAAGGUAUUUCUGUUUUCUUUUUUUUUUUAAUACAUUUUCAAAAUAAAUUAAAAACCUGUUUUCACUUUGUCAUUAUGGGGUAUUGUGUGUAGAUUGAUGAGAAAAAAAAUAUAUUUAAUUAAUUUUAGAAUAAGGCUGUAACGUAACACAAUGUGGUAACGUAACACAAUGUGGAAAAGGGGAAGGGGUCUGAAUACUUUCCGAAUGCACUAAUAUAUAUAUAUAUAUAUAUAUAGUACCAGUCAAAAGUCUGGACAGAUCUACUCAUUCAAGUUUUUUUUUUACAUUGUAGUAUAAUAGUGAAGACAUCAAAACUAUGAAAUAACACAUAUGGAAUCAUGUAGUAACCAAAAAAGUGUUAAACAAAUCAAAAUAUAUUUCAAAUAGCCAUGCUUUACCUUGAUGACAGCUUUGCACACUCUUAGCAUUAUCUCAGCUUCAUGAGGUAGUCACCUGUAAUGCAUUUCAAUUAACAGGUGUGCCUUAUUAGAAGUACAUUUGUGGAAUUUCUUUCCUUCUUAAUGCAUUUGAGCCAAUCAGUUGUGUUGUGACAAGGUAGGGUGGUAUACAGAAGAUAGCUCUAUCUGGUAAAAUACCAAGUCCAUAUUAUGGCAAGAACAGCUCAAAUAAGCAAAGAGAAACGACAGUCCAUCAUUAUUUUAAGACAUGAAGAUCAGUCAAUCUGGAAAAUGUCAAGAACUUUGAAAGUUUCUUCAAGUGCAGUCGCAAAAACCAUCAAGCGUUAUGAUGAAAGUGGCUCUCAUGAGGACCGCCACAGGAAAGGAAGACCCAGAGUUACCUCUGCUGCAGAAGAUAAGUUCAUUAGAGUUACCAGCGUCAGAAAUUGCAGCCCAAAUAAAUGCUUCACAGAGUUCAAGUAACAGACACAUCUCAACAUCAAUAGUUCAAAGGAGACUGCAUGAAUCAGGCCUUCAUGGUCGAAUUGCUGCAAAGAAACCACUACUAAAGGACACCAAUAAGAAGAAGAGACUUGCUUGGGCCAGGAAACACGAGCAAAGGACAUUAGACCAGUGAAAAUCUGUCCUUUGGUCUGAUGAGUCCAAAUGUUAGAUUUUUGGUUCCAUCCGCCGUGUCUUUGUGAGACGCAGAGUAGGUGAACGGAUGAUCUCCGCAUUUGUGGUUCUCACCGUGAAGCAUGGAGGAGGUGUGAUGAUGUGGGGGUGCUUUGCUGGUGACACUGUCUGUGAUUUAUUUAGAAUUCAAGGCACCCUUAACCAGCAUGGCUACCACAGCAUUCUGCAGCGAUACGCCAUCCCAUCUGGUUUGCGCUUAGUGGGACGAUCAUUUGUUUUUCAACAGGACAAUUACCCAACACACCUCCAGGCUGUGUAAGGGCUAUUUAACCAAGAGGGAGAGUGAUGGAAUGCUGCAUCAGAUGACCUGGCCUCCUGGUUGAGAGAAUGCCAAGAGUGUGCAAAGCUGUCAUCAAGGCAAAGGGUGGCUACUUUGAAGAAUCUCAAAUGUAAAAUAUAUUUUGAUUUGUUUAACACUUUUUUGGUUACUACAUGAUUCCGUAUGUGUUAUUUUAUAGUUUUGAUGUCUUCACUAUUAUUCUACAAUGUAGAAAAUAGUACAAAUAAAUAAAAACCCUAGAAUGAGUAGGUGUGUCCAAACUUUUGACUGGUAUUGUCUGGAUAUAUAGACAGUAUGGGCAGUAUAUUGAAUAGAAAAGGUCUGUAACAGUAGUAGUUAUAUGGAUGAGCCAUGACUAGAAUACAGUAUAUACCUGUGGGGAGACAAGUACAUUUUGAUACACUCGCCGAAUUUUGCAGGUUUUCCAUACUUACACAGACCAUGUAGAGGUCUGUAAUUGUUGAUCAUAGGUACACGUCCAACUGUGAGAGACGGAAAUCUAAAACACAAAAUCCAGAAACUCACAUUGUAUGAUUUUUAAGUAAUUAAUUGCCAUUUUAUUGCAGACAUAAUAUGUGAACAUCAGAAAGCAGAGAACUUAAUAUUUGGUACAGAAACCUGUUUGCAAUUACAGAGAUCAUACAUUUCCUGUAGGUCUGACCAGGUUUGCACACAUACAGAGCCCAUCCAUAAUUUCCAAUUAGGUUCUUGCCUGUAAGUCUUAAGAAAGUUACAGUGUAUGACUAGCAAGCAAAGCCAGGAUAGCAGUUUACCUGUCGCGUUCGAUACGCGCCACAGGUCACACAGAGGGAGUAUCAUGUGGUUGUCAUGUGGUCUUUGGAGACACAUCAUCUUGGUUGUUGCAUCUGUUGUUGUUUAGUCUAUCUCUCGCUCUCUUACUGACUAAUAUCCACCUGUGGUACCUGUUGAACGCUGUUCGAUAAUCUCAACGUGAGUGUGAGUAAUCGAUGUGUUUGUGGUGUGUCAUGUGCUUUGGAGACCGAGCAAUCUCAGUUGUUGCGUCUGUUGUUUUGUUUAGUCUCGUUCACAGUCUCUUAUUGACUAAUAUACGUCUGCUGUUCUAGACGCACCUGGCAUGUCUGUUGUGUCUGCUCUGCGUGGCUGUUUGAUCCUGACUAAAUGUCUCGUCUGCUGUUUUCUGUUUUCUGCAGGUUGAGUAGUGAUCGGCGGAUGAGCAGACUCUGAGGAAAAAGGAGACAGAGGAGUGAGUGUUCACCGUGGAAGAGCCCUCAUCACUCUCCCCCUGACAGCUGCACCAAUGUUCUCUCCCGACCAGGAAAACAUCUCCACCACCCCAGCCUCUACCAAAGUGCCAGCCAAAUACGGAGAGCUCAUUGUUCUGGGGUAAGAGGGGGUUAAUUGCAUUUUGUUGCUUACAAUCCUGUCUCGGAGCUCUACAGACAACUCCUUCAACCUCAUGGCUUGGUUUUUUCUCUGACAUCCACUGUCAACUGUGGAUGUCAUAUAGACAGGUGUGUGCCUUUCCAAAUCAUGUCCAAUCAAUUGAAUUUACCACAGGUGGACUCCAAUCAAGUUGUAGAAACAUCUCAAGAUGCACAUGAGCUCAAUUUCGAGUCUAAUAGCAAAGGGUCUGAAUACCUAUGUAAAUAAGGUAUUUCUGUUUUCUUUAAAAAAAAUACAUUUUCAAAAUAAAUUAAAAACCUGUUUUCACUUUGUCAUUAUGGGGUAUUGUGUGUAGAUUGAUGAGAAAAAAAAUAUAUUUAAUUAAUUUUAGAAUAAGGCUGUGUAACGUAACACAAUGUGGUACGUAAACACAAUGUGGAAAAGGGGAAGGGGUCUGAAAACUUUCCGAAUGCACUAAUAUAUAUAUAUAUAUAUAGUACCAGUCAAAAGUCUGGACACAUCUACUCAUUCAAGUUUAUUAUUUACAUUGUAGUAUAAUAGUGAAGACAUCAAAACUAUGAAAUAACACAUAUGGAAUCAUGUAGUAACCAAAAAAGUGUUAAACAAAUCAAAAUAUAUUUUAUAUUUGAGAUUCUUCAAAUAGCCAUGCUUUACCUUGAUGACAGCUUUGCACACUCUUAGCAUUCUCUCAGCUUCACGAGGUAGUCACCUGUAAUGCAUUUCAAUUAACAGGUGUGCCUUAUUAGAAGUACAUUUGUGGAAUUAAUUUCCUUCUUAAUGCAUUUGAGCCAAUCAGUUGUGUUGUGACAAGGUAGGGUGGUAUACAGAAGAUAGCUCUAUCUGGUAAAAUACCAAGUCCCAUAUUAUGGCAAGAACAGCUCAAAUAAGCAAAGAGAAACGACAGUCCAUCAUUUUUUAAGACAUGAAGAUCAGUCCAAUCUGGAAAAUGUCAAGAACUUUGAAAGUUUCUUCAAGUGCAGUCGCAAAAAACCAUCAAGCGUUAUGAUGAAAGUGGCUCUCAUGAGGACCGCCACAGGAAAGGAAGACCCAGAGUUACCUCUGCUGCAGAAGAUAAGUUCAUUAGAGUUACCAGCGUCAGAAUUGCAGCCCAAAUAAAUGCUUCACAGAGUUCAAGUAACAGACACAUCUCAACAUCAAUUGUUCAGAGGAGACUGCAUGAAUCAGGCUUCAUGUCGAAUUGCUGCAAAGAGAAACCACUACUAAAGGACACCAAUAGAAGAAGAGACUUGCUUGGGCCAGGAAACACGAGCAAAGGACAUUAGACCGUGAAAAUCUGUCCUUUGGUCUGAUGAGUCCAAAUGUUAGAUUUCUGGUUCCAUCCUCCGUCUUUGUGAGACGCAGAGUAGGUGAACGGAUGAUCUCCGCAUUUGUGGUUCUCACCGUGAAGCAUGGAGGAGGUGUGAUGAUGUGGGGGUGCUUUGCUGGUGACACUGUCUGUGAUUUAUUUAGAAUUCAAGGCACCCUUAACCAGCAUGGCUACCACAGCAUUCUGCAGCGAUAUGCCAUCCCAUCUGGUUUGCGCUUAGUGGACUAUCAUUUGUUUUUCAACAGGACAAUUACCCACACACCUCCAGGCUGUGUAAGGGCUAUUUAACCAAGAGGGAGAGUGAUGGAGUGCUGCAUCAGAUGACCUGGCCUCCUGGUUGAGAGAAUGCCAAGAGUGUGCAAAGCUGUCAUCAAGGCAAAGGGUGGCUACUUUGAAGAAUCUCAAAUGUAAAAUAUAUUUUGAUUUGUUAACACUUUUUGGCUACUACAUGAUUCCGUAUGUGUUAUUUUAUAGUUUUGAUGUCUUCACUAUUAUUCUACAAUGUAGUAGUUAUAUGAGGAUAGCGCCAUGACUAGAAUAACAGAUAAGUAUACAUAUAAAGUUGGUAAAACAGUAUGUCUUUUUGGUGUUUUAUUAGGAUCCCCAUUAGUCGUUGCGAAGGCAGCAGGUACUCUUCCUGGGGUCCACACAAAACAUGAAACAUGACAUAAUACAGAAUAUGAAUAGACAAGAACAGCUCAAGGACAGAACUACAUCAAUUUAAAACAUCACACAGCCUACAAUUCAGGACAUACACACAAAAUAUCUAGGUCAAAUAGGGGAGAGGCAUUGUGCCGUGAUGUGUUGCUUUAUCUGUUUUUUUUAAACCAGUUUUGCUGUUCAUUUGAGUAAUCUGAGAUGGAAGGGCAGUCAUGGCUAUACAGUUGAAGUCGGAAGUUUACAUACACCUUAGCCAAAUACAUUUAAACUCAGUUUUUCACAAUUCCUGACAUUUAAUCCUAGUAAAAAUUCCCUGUUUUAGGUCAGUUAGGAUCAACACUUUAUUUUAAGAUUGUGAAAUGUCAGAAUAAUAGUAGAGAGAAUGAUAUAUUUCAGCUUUUAUUUCUUUCAUCACAUUCCCAGUGGGUCAGAAGUUUACAUACACUCAAUUAGUAUUUGGUAGCAUUGCCUUUAAAUUGUUUAACUUCGGUCAAACGUUUCGGGUAGCCUUCCACAAGCUUCCCACAAUAAGUUGGGUGAAUUUUGGCCCAUUCCUCCUGACAGAGCUGGAGUAACUGAGUCAGGUUUGUAAGCUCGCACACGCUUUUUCAGUUCUGCCCACACAUUUUCUAUAGGAUUGAGGUCAGGGCUUUGUGAUGGCCACUCCAAUACCUUGACUUUGUUGUCCUUAAGCCAUUUUGCCACAACCUUGGAAGUAUGCUUGGGGUCAUUGUCCAUUUGGAAGACCCAUUUGCAACCAAGCUUUAACUUGUCUUGUGUCUUGAGAUGUUGCUUCAAUAUAUCCACAUCAUUUUCCUUCCUCAUGAUGCCAUCUAUUUUGUGAAGUGCACCAGUCCCUCCUGCAGCAAAGCACCCCCACAGCAUGAUGCUGCCACCCCCGUGCUUCACGGUUGGGAUGGUGUUCUUCGGCUUGCAAGCCUACCCCUUUUUCCUCCAAACAUAACGAUGGUCAUUAUGGCCAAACAGUUCAAUUUUUGUUUAAUCAGACCAGAGGACAUUUCUCCAAAAAGUAAGAUCUUUGUCCCCAUGUGCAGUUGCAAACCGUAGUCUGGCUUUUUUAUGGCGGUUUUGGAGCAGUGGCUUCUUCCUUGCUGAGCGGCCUUUGAGGUUACAUCGAUAUAGGACUAGUUUUACUGUGGAUAUAGAUACUUUUGUACCUGUUUCCUCCAGCAUCUUCACAAGGUCCUUUGCUGUUGUUCUGGGAUUGAUUUGUACAUUUCGCACCAAAGUACGUUCAUCUCAAGGAGACAGAACGCGUCUCCUUCCUGAGCGGUAUGACGGCUGCGUGGUCCCAUGGAGUUUAUACUUGCGUAUUAUUGUUUGUACUGAUGAACGUGGUACCUUCGGGCGUUUGGAAAUUGCUCCCAAGGAUGAACCAGACUUGUGGAGGUCUACAAUGUUUUUUCUGAGGUCUUGGCUGAUUUAUUUUGAUUUUCCCAUGAUGUCAAGCAGAGGCACUGAGUUUGAAGGUAGGCCUUGAAAUACAUCCACAGGGACACCUCCAAUUGACUCAAAUUAUGUCAAUUAGCCUAUCAGAAGCUUCUAAAGCCAUGACAUCAUUUUCUGGAAUUUUCCAAGCUGUUUAAAGGCACAGUCAACUCAGUGUAUGUAAACUUCUGACCCACUGGAAUUGUGAUACAGUAAAUUAUAAGUGAAACAAUCUGUCUGUAAACAAUUGUUGGAAAAAUUACUUGUGUCAUGCACAAAGUAGAUGUCCUAACCGACUUGCCAAAACUAUAGUUUGUUAAUAAGAAAUUUGUGGAGUGGUUGAAAAAUGAGUUUUAAUGACUCCAACCUAAGUGUAUGUAAACUUCAGACUUCAACUGUAUAUAGUACUGUACGUUUUCUUGAAUUUGUUCUGGAUUUGGGGAUUAUGAAAAGACCCCUGGUGACAUGUCUGGUGGGGUAAGGGUGUGUGUCAGAGCUGUGUGUAAGUUGACUAUUCAAACCAUUUGGAAUUUGGAAACAAGUUUUUUAUGAAAAUAAGAAGUGAUGCAGUCAGUCUCUCCUCUACUUUUAGUUACGAGAAACUGGCAUGCAUAGUAUUGAUAUUAGCCUUCUGAUUAUAGUGAAGAGCAAGACGUGCUGCUCUAUGGGCCAGCUGUAGUUUUUCUAGGUCCUUCUUUGCAGCACUUGACCAUUAGACUGGGCAAUAACCAAGAUCAUUUAAAACUAGACCCUGCAGGAGUGUGGUGUCAAAAAAGCAGAACAUGUCUUUAUCACGGACAGACCAUGUAAACAUUAUUAAAGUAACCAGUGUUCAAUGACUCUAUGUACAUAGGGCAAAGCAGUCUCAAAGGUGCAGGGUAGAGUACCGGGUGGUAGCUAGCUAGUAACAUUGACUAAGGUUCAGGGCAGGGUACUGGGGGAGGUUGGCUAGUUUAACAUUCUGAUGGCUUGGCGAUAGAAGCUUUUUAACGGUGUCUCUGUCCCAGCUUUGAUGCACCUGUACUGUUUCCUCCUUCUAGAUGGUAGCGUGGUGAACAGGCCGUGGCUUGGGUGGCUGAGGUCCUUGAUGAUCGCCUUGGCCUUCUUGUGACAUCGGGUGCUGUAGACAUCCUGGAGGGCAGGCAGUGUGUCCCCGAUGCGUUGGUUCGACCACACCACCCUCUGGAUAGCCCUGCGGUUGUGGACAGUGCAAUUGCCGUACCAGGCGGUGAUACAGCCUACGAGAAUGCUCUCAAUGGUGCAUCUGUAGAAGUUUGUGAGGGUCCUAGGGGCCAAGCCCAAUAUCUUCAGCCUCCUGAGGUUGAAGAGGCGCUGUAGCGCCUUUUUCGCCACACUGUCUGUGUGAAGGGACCAUUUCAGGUCAUCAGUGAUGUGCAUAACGAGGAACUAAAAGCUUUUGCCCUUCUCGCCUACGGCCCCGUCGAUGUGGAUGGGGGCAUGCUCUCUCUGCUGUCUCCUGUAGUCAACUAUCAACUCCUUUGUUUUGUUGACAUUGAGGGAGAGGUUAUUCUCCUGCCACCACUCCGCCAGGGCUUUCACCUUCUUCCUGUAAGCUGUCUCGUCAUUGUUGGUAAUCAGGCCUACCACUGUUGUUUCGUCAGCAAACUUGAUGAUUGAGUUGGAGACUUGCGUAGCCACGCAGUCAUGGAUGAACAGGAAGUACAGGAGAGGGCUGAGCACACACCCCUGUGGGGCCCCAGUGUUGAGGAUCAGCGUGUCAAGAGGUGUUGUUCCUUACCUUCACCACUUGGGUCUUUCUGGGUAAGUCUCUAAGAGAUUUCCACACCUGGAUUGUGCAACAAUUGCCCAUUAUUCUUUUCAAAAUUCUUCAAGCUCUGUCAAAUUGGUUGUUGAUCAUUGCUAGACAACCAUUUUCAGGUCUUUCCAUAGAUUUCCAAGCAGAUUUAAGUCAAAACUGUAACUCGGCCACUCAGGAACAUUCACUGUCUUCUUGGUAAGCAACUCCAGUGUAGAUUUGGCCUUAUGUUUUAGGUUAUUGUCCUGCUGAAAGGUGAAUUCAUCUCCCAGUAUCUGGUGGAAAGCAGGCUGAACCAGGAACCUGUGCUUAGCUCAAUUCCGCUUCUUUUUUAUCCUGAAAAACUCCCCAGUCCUUAACGAUUACAAGCAUACGCAUAACAUGAUGCAGUCACCACUAUGCUUGAAAAUAUGGAGAGUGGUACUCAGCAAUGUGUUGUAUUGGAUUUGCCCCAAACAUAACACUUUGUAUUCAGGACAAAAAGUGAAUUGCUUUGCCACAUUUUUUGCAGUGCCUUGUUAGUUGUUAGUUACUUAGUGCCUUGUUGCAAACAGGAUGCAUGUUUUGGAGUAUUUGUAUUCUGUACAGGCUUUGUUCUUUUCACUCUGUCAAUUAGUUUAGUAUGUGGAGUAACUACAAUGUUGUUGAUCCAGCCUCAGUUUUCUCCUAUCACAUCAAUUAAACGCUGUAAACGUUUUAAAGUCAGCAUUGGCCUCAUGGUGAAAUCCCUGAGCGGUUUCCUUCCUCUCCGGCAACUGAGUUAGGAAGGACGCCUUUAUCUUUGUAGUGGCUGGGUGUAUUGAUACAUCAUGCUCAAAGGGAUAUUCAAUGUCUGCUUUUUCCCCCCCAUAUCCCAAUAGGUGCCCUUCUUUGCGAGGCAUUGGAAAACCUCCCUGGUCUUUGUGGUUGAAUAUGUGUUUGAAAUUCACUGCUCGACUGAGGGACCUUACAGAUAAUUGUACGUGUGGAGUACAGAGAUGAGGUAGUCAUUCAAAAAUCAUGUUAAACACUAUUAUUGCACACAGAGUGAGUCCAUGCAACUAAUUAUGUGACUUGUGAACCAAUUUUAUACUUCUGAAUUUAUUUAGGCUUGCCAUAAAAAAAGGGGUUGCAUGGUUAUUGACACAAGACAUUUCAGCUUUUCAUUUUUUAUUAAUUUGUAAAAAGUUAAAAAAACAUAAUUCCACUUUGACAUUAUGGGGUAUUGUGUGUAGACCAGUGAUAAAAAAUUAAGGCUGUAACACAACAAAAUGUGGAUAAAGCCAAGGGAUAUGAGUACUUUCUGAAGGCACUGUACAUGUUAAAUUAUGUAUUGGCAACUGUGGUAUGCUACAACUUUGCUACGUGGAGGUUCUUUGAAAUAAAUGCCAGUCAGCCCUUAUGCUCUAAAUGUGAACCACAUUGUUCCAACUUCCAACAGACACAAUGGUACAUGUUCAUUUACGACAUUUGAACUGGGCAGUUUUGUUUCUUUUAAAAAGGGGGAGUAGGGUGGUUCAAUCUAAAUCCAGUUAAAUGCACACUGCAACUCAGCCACAGUAAGGGUAAACAAAGAACGCUGCUGGCUUCCUGAGUGUAGGACGUUUUUUUCGGACAAAGGAGAAUGUAGCCUAUGUGGUGCAGAGAGGAGGAUGCGAGCUAAAUUGUUGGUGGUUGUUAUGGCUUCGAAAAUAUUCUGUCACGUUCACAUUGUAUUUAGCAGUAGAAUAAACUGUCUGAAAAGAAAACAACGUUCAACUAACAAUUAGGUGGUCAUAGACUAUUUUCAUUUUGCAGUUCCAAAUAGUUAACAAAUGCAUUGGUUGUCUCAGUUAGCCCUGGAUGUAAUGCUACCAAUGAAGACAUGAAAUUAGUUAAUACACUCUUAAUACAUCAGCUUGUCCAGGAAAAGUAGGUGGCUGCUUACUUUCGAUGAAGCAACAGGAAAGCCCUCAUUUCCCAAUUAAAUCUUUGCACUCGCUCAACCGUACUGUCUGAAAGUUGAAUGUUUACAUGGCAGAUGCUGGCUUGGGUAAGCGACCAAAAGAUAACCUCAUAGCUUAGCUCCUCUGAUUGGAUGAAAGAGGAUUGGGCCUCGUUUUAAUGGAGAUCAGAAUUCAACAAACCCAAAGCUGGCGUCGAGUGUGACCCUAUUCCACCAAGGAAUUACAGUAAAGUAGACAGUCGUCCCCUCUCAAUGGUCACUUUAUUUUAGAAGUGGAUCAAAUUACUUAAUUACAUUUACAUUUUAGUCAUUUAGCAGAUGCUUUUAUCCAGAGUGACAUACAGGCACAAUUAGGGUUAAGUGCCUUGCUCAAGGGCACAUCAACAGUUCUCAUUCAUUUCCCUUUUAAAUGGGUUUACAGUGGUUAAACUAUUUGUUUUAGUUGUGUUCAGAGUCUUAGUUAGCAUAGUCUUAUUUUGCAUAGUCUUAUUUUCACAUAUUAAAACACAAAUCUAAAUAAAAAUGUACACAACGUGGCCAAAAGUAUAUGGACACCUGCUCGUCGAACAUCUCAUUCCAAAAUCAUGUGCAUUAAUAUGGAGUUGGUCCCCCCUUUGCUGCAAUAACAGCAUCCACUCUUCUGGGAAGGCUUUCCACUAGAUGUUGGAACAUUGCUGCGGGGACAUGCUUCAAUUCAGCCACAAGAGCAUUAGUGAGGUCGGGCACUGAUGUUGGGCGAUUAGGCCUGGCUCGCAGUCAGCGUUCCAAUUCAAUGGGGUUGAGUUCAGGGCUCUGUGGAGGUCAGUCAAGUUCUUUCACACCGAUCUCGAGAAACCAUUUCUGUAUGGACCUUGAUUUGUGCACGGGGGCAUUGUCAUGCUGAAACAGGAAAGGGCCUUCCCCAAACUGUUGCCACAAAGUUGGAAGCACAGAAUCGUCUAGAAUGUCAUUGUAUGCUGUAGCGUUAAGAUUUCCCUUAACUGGAACUAAGGGGCCUAGCCCGAACCAUGAAAAGCAGCCCCAGACCAUUAUUACUCCUCCACCAAACUUUACAGUUAGCAUAUGCAUUUGGGCAGGUAGCGUUAUCCUGGCAUCCGCCAAACCCAGAUUCAUCCGUCGGACUGUAAGAUGGUGAAGCGUGAUUCAUCACUCCAUUGAACACGUUUCCACUGCUCCAGAGUCCAAUGGCGGCAAGCUUUAUACCACGCUAGCCGACGCUUGGCAUUGCGCAUGGUGAUCUUAGGCUUGUUUGCGGCUGCUCGGCCAUGGAAACCCAUUUCAUGAAGCUCCCGACUAACAGUUAUUGUGCUGACGUUGCUUCAAGAGGUAGUUUGGAACUCGGUAGUGAGUGUUGCAACCGAGGACGGACGAUUUUUACACGCUGCGUGCUUCAGCAUUCAGCGGUUAUUUUCUGUGCGCUUGUGUGGCCUACCACUUUGCGGCUGAGCCGUUGUUGCUCCUAGACAUUUCCACUUCCCAAUAACAGCACUUACAGUUGACCGGGGCUGCUCUAACAGGGGAGAAAUUUGACGAACUGACUUGUUGGAAAGGUGGCAUCCUAUGACGGUGCCACAUUGAAAGUAACUGAGCUCAUCAGUACGGGCCAUUCUACUGUCAAUGUUUGUCUAUGGAGAUUGCAUGGCUGUGUGCUCGAUUUUAUACAACUGUCAACGACGGGUGUGGUUGAAAUAGCCGAAUCCACUAAUUUGAAGGGGUGUCCACAUACUUAUAUAUCCUAUAUGAUGAAACAAACAAUCAACAGCUUAUUUUGUACUGUAACUUAUUUUGUACUGUAACUAGGAUCCCACUGCCAGGAUGUCUUGAUUCAAAUGGUCAAUUUCUAUGGGGUGUGUUCUUGUCUACGCAGGUACAAUGGCUCCCUACCCAACGGAGACAAGGGGAGGCGGAAAAGCCGCUUUGCACUGUGCCGGAGACCCAAGGCCAGCGGGGUGAAACCCAGCACAGUGCACGUGGCGUGCACACCACAGGCAGCCAAGGUAGGAGCUAGGAAACAGUCAUACUGUAUGCUGGAAUUGAAGACUUCUUUCUGUAAUCGACUUCUGUAAAAGUCUCUUAUAUAACAUAAUGUAUGCUUGAUAAAAACAAGACGAUAGCGACGGCAUUGUCUCUUGUUGCCCUAAUACACAAUUUUCUCUAUAUCAGAUGCAUUAUAUCUGUCUUGUCUCCCGAGUGGCGCAGUGGUGUAAGGCACAGUGCUAGUUGGGAGGGGGAGGAGGAGGAGUACCACCUGAAGUAAAUAGUUAAUUGGUAAUGACAUCAUCCUGCUACUCCUAACAUCAAACUUUUCCCUCACCACCUGCAGGCCAUCAGCAACAAGGACCAGCACAGUAUCUCCUACACUCUGUCCCGGGCCCAGACGGUGGUGGUGGAGUACACUCAUGACAGCAAUACAGACAUGUUCCAGGUGAGUGUGUCCUCAGCGUGUCCUCACUGCUCAAGUCAAGCCUGGUCCCAGAUCUGUUGUGCUGUCUUGCCAACUCAUAUGCUCGACUGUGUGAUCAGGCUCUCCGUAGCCGAUGUGAGUAAGACCUUUAAACGGAUUACCAGGACGCAUACUCAGAGCAUGCGCUGACCAGCUGGCAAGUGACUUCACUGCACAUUUUCAACCUCUCCCUGACCCAGUCUGUAAUACCUACAUGUUUCAAGCAGACCACCGUAGUCCCUGUGCCCAAGAACGCCAAGUUAACCUGUCUAAAUGACUAUCGCCCUGUAGCACUCACAUCUGUAGCCAUGAAAUGCUCUGAAAGGCUAGCGUUCAUAGGCUAGGUUGAAUAGGGAAAAUUGUAGUAUCAUGUAGUAGCCUAAACCUAUCGAUGUUACAUUGAGCUGGGUGAAUGUAAUAUGAAUGACAGUCAUCCAAUAUGCUGUGAUAGAAAUAAGGCCAUGCUCAUAAAACAUUUUUUUAUUGUCCUCCCUCAUCUUAAACGUCACCGACUGCCACUGCGGUACAUCCUGUAUAGAUUAUAGAGAUUUGACGAAUGACAUUGUGGCUUCUCUAAGCUGAUUCAGCAGGCAGUUAAGCAGUGAGACCAUAUGGAGCCCAGGUGCACCUGCCAUCACUCAGACAUUCCUUUCUGAUACCCCCUUUAACUCUAUCUCUAGAGUAUCGAGCACUAAUGAGCUAGACGUAAGAGAUAGAGUAGCAGAGAGAGAGAGAGAGAGAGAGAGAAGAUAUGAGAGACGAGAGAAGAGAGAGAAGAUACGAGAAUUCUCUACUCUCAUCUCUCUCUCUAGAUCGAUCUUCUCUACUCUAUCUUCGCAGCUCUCGUCGAUACUCUCUCUCUCUCUCCCUCUACUCUCUCCUCCUCUCUCUCUCUCUCUCCUCUCUCUCCCCCUAAUGUGUCUCCUAAAGGAGUUUCUCUAAGUAGAGAAUGAUUGUUCCGUUCUCACUGCCAAGUAACAAAUAUAAUUGUGAUAACAAUAGGGAGCAGUGGCUUUUACUUCUCACAUCACACCAAGACCAAAAACAAAAGUCACACUCACCCACCAACAACACACACAACACACACACACACACACACACACACACACACACACACACACAAGAUCCUUGUCUCGACUGUCUCCACUCAUAGUGAUUUACAGGCGUGAACAGUCUGGCGGUGGCCAACGCCAGGGCUGUUACUCCAUUACAUCUGCAUGACAUUAAGCGACAGCCUCAGCUAACAUCAAUCUGAAAAUGUUCCCCUCUCCUAUAUUAAUUUGCCACCUGUCUUUCUCUCAAUCUCAAUAGUCCAGGUCCAGAUCUGUAUGUGCUUUAGCCAACUCUAACUAAUGAAUGGAAUGAAAACUAUAGAAGACUAGGCUAACAGGCAACAAUCUUAGUGAAAGCACUAAUGGUUGAGAGACCACCUAAAAAGGAGACAAGGAAAGGAAGCCAUUUGAGGACUGGGACAUAGAAUACAUAUCUGGGAUUCCUAAAGCUAAUCCAAAUAAAGAACUAAAUCAGUUGAGUUACUAUAUAUGCCUCUCUAAAAGCUUUUUCGCAAGAACAUUACUAAAGCUGAUAACUCAUAUACCUCUAUACCCUUCCAUCCCAGAUUGGGCGUUCCACAGAGAGCCCCAUAGACUUUGUGGUGACGGACACAGUGCCCGGCAGCCAGCAGAGCCACGGGGGGGAGGGCCAGACCCAGACCCAGACCCAGUCUAUCCAGAGCACCAUCUCGCGCUUCGCCUGCCGUAUCAUCUGCCAGCGGAGCCCGCCCUACACCGCUCGCAUCUACGCCGCCGGCUUCGACUCCUCCAAGAACAUCUUCCUGGGGGUGAGUUGGUGAUUGUGAUGAAAACAAAAUAGCUGCCAUAUAAUUAGGAUAGAAAUAAUACUAGUAUGAUAUACUGUAUCUCUGUAAGCAUUUGCAAUUAGCAUUUAUGAUGCAAUGAUGUUUAUGAGCCAUAAUAAAACCGUGAUAUAACUAUGAACUAUUAGAACUAAAAGAAUUGCACGGAUAUUUCCUUUUCUACUGUCUAUCCCUUCUCUCACCCAGGAGAAGGCUGCCAAGUGGAGGACACAGGACGGACAGAUGGACGGGCUGACCACUAAUGGCGUGCUGGUGAUGCACCCUCGCCACGGCUUCACGCAGGACUCCAAGCCGGGCGUGUGGAGAGAGAUCUCUGUCUGUGGCAACGUCUUCACCCUCAGAGAGACCCGCUCCGCCCAGCAACGGGGCAAAAUGGUGGGUAGCUAGUACAUAGACACAAGCAUGCACACACACACACACACGUACACACACAGAUGCACACACACGCAUUAAGUAACAAGCACUAACAUGUGUGUAGAUGUGAGCACUUGCAGAUACAUAACAUGUUCACACACACAUACACACAUUCCUGUGCAGUCUCAUUGAGUGAGUCUCCUCUCUGCAAGCCAUGCCAUGCCAUUGUUUUGCAGGGAAAUUGUCUUAAGAAGCUGUUUCUGAAGCAUUAAUACUGCACUAAUUGAAUGGAACCCACCAGCUAUUAUCCCCAGUUUCCACACUAACUUGGAACAAUUGAUCUCUGGAACAAUUUUUCAGAACAUAGACUCUACCGUCCUCCAAAAUGUUAUUGUUGGGUAACUUCAUUAAAGUCAUUGAACAACAGCUCUGUGAUAUGAGCAGAUGGGAAAUCUUAACAAAUUAAUUUGUUAUCUCAGUUGUACAGAAUAGUCUGGUUGGAUGGGCUUUAGCUGUUUGAGGUCUCGGUUUCUCAUACACAGAAAUCAGCAUCUGAUUUAUAGUGUGAUAGGUCUGUUAUGUCACCGAUAAUAACCUCCCCUGGAAAACCCUGACUCUAGACCUUUAAGUUCCAUCCCCUUCUCCCAGAGACCACACAGUCAGUUUGGAAGAUUGCUGUGUGUCAGAGGAAUUCUCAUAGGAAUCCCCUCCCCUCCUCACCCUCCUAACCUCACCGUCAUUUUGGGAGGAAUGACUGAGAGUCUCAGACAUGCUGUUAUUAUGAUUAUGAUGUGGUUUAGCCUUUAGACUUUAAAACUGAGGCACGGGAACGGCCAGGGAAGGGGGGAGGAAAUGCCAAGAGCUGAUAAGGGAGGGAGAGAGGAAGGGAUGCUGGUUCAGUGGGUUCAGUCCCAGCAGGUCUGCACUCAGUCUGAAACAAAAACAAGGUUUCUUUGAUCUAUUAUUGAGCUAAAGGCCAAUAAUACAGGACAAUGCUCAAUACAAUACUGAAAUAUACUUAUCUCUCUUCACUCCAAAGAAAUGAAAAGCACUACACAAGGUCCCUUAAUGGAGAACCCAUGAUCCCCCCUUCACCCCACAGCUAUUAAAUGUGGCAUCUAUAGGUUGCCGUCUACAGGACCAUUGACACAUUUAAUCAAGGCAGACUGCAGAGCCACUCCAUGUGGAGCAUGUGUUUGUAUUGUGUUUGUGAAUAUCUCGCCAUCUCUUUGCUAAUAUUUCUGUGUCUCUUGUCCUCGCCUCUCUCCCACUGCAGGUGGAGAGCGAGAGCCAGGAACUGGUGGACGGCUCGCUGAUCGACCUGUGCGGCGCUACCCUCCUGUGGCGCACGGCCGAGGGCCUCUCGCGCACCCCCACCGUGAAGCACCUGGAAGCCCUGCGGCAGGAGCUGAACGCUGGGCGGCCCCAGUGCCCGGUGGGCUUCAACACCCUGGCCUUCCCCAGCCUCCGCCGCAAGGAGAUCCUGGAUGAGAAGCAGCCCUGGGUCUACCUCCGAUGCGGCCAUGUGCACGGCUACCACGGCUGGGGAGGCCAAGGACGGGAGCCCGAGGAUGAGGUGGUGGAGGUGGGCCGGGAGAGGGAGUGCCCCAUGUGCCGAACCAGGGGGCCGUAUGUACCGUUAUGGCUGGGGUGUGAGGCGGGGUUUUACCUGGACGCGGCACCGCCCACUCACGCCUUUAGUCCGUGUGGUCACGUGUGCUCGGAGAAGACGGCGGCGUUCUGGAGCCAGAUCCCGCUGCCACACGGCACGCACACCUUCCACGCCGCGUGUCCGUUCUGCGUGCAGCAGCUGGCUGGUGAGAGCGGCUACCUCAGACUUAUCUUCCAAGGGCCCCUGGAC